Molecule: messenger RNA, 7194 nt
Organism: Carassius auratus (goldfish)
Lineage: Eukaryota; Metazoa; Chordata; Actinopteri; Cypriniformes; Cyprinidae
Gene: tex15
Product: testis expressed 15, meiosis and synapsis associated
Exons: 9
Coding region: 182-6712 (2176 amino acids)
Biological process (GO): homologous chromosome pairing at meiosis; synaptonemal complex assembly; male meiotic nuclear division
Cellular component (GO): nucleus
Source: RefSeq, a predicted model, not a curated record
UCCUGUGCCUUUGCUGUUCAGAGUUUGAGGUCAAGCGAUUUCCUUUUUGGUAUGUCUCACUUGAUGUUCCUCAAACUGAAGUGACAAACUUCGCACAGUUCCCUGCUAAGACAUUUUAGAUCAUGUCAUACAUGCUCAACUGCCAUUUUACAUGAUGAGUGAAUAUCAGUUGUAAACAAGUAUGGAGAAAAGACAGCGUGAGGGGACAGUAGAGGGCUCCAGAUCACACCAGUCAACAUUAACAGGAACCCUGGCACUGAAGAACUUCACCAUACCCAGGAAGAAGCGGACCUCUGGAGAAGACCUGUUGGAGCGUUGUUCAGAGGAAAGCCGUGACUACAAUCUCAUUCAGACAAAACUGAGAGAUGCCAUGCUGGACACUAGAGAGGACCGAGCUAAUGCAUGGGUCUGGAAAGAUGUUUGUUUAGUGCACAAUGAGGAACUCCUUAAAAAGUUCUUAGAAAAAAGGGCAGAGAUGCGAGCCAAAGGAAGACAUGGGAGAGAAAUGGAAGAAAGAUUCUGUUUUUUAGCUUCAUCGGAUCAAAUGGCAGCCCAGAUUUAUCGGCACGGUCUACAGGUUGGCAGCACUGUCCAGUAUGCCUUGGGAAAGCCAUCACACGGAGUAUAUCUCUUUAGGCAUGUCGACGUGGCUCUGAAAUCUAAUACCAACGUAUUAAGUUUGACAAAAGUUGUAAUUUUCAAGGUUCUUUAUGGAAAGGUGAAAAAAUCCGCUCCAAGCUUGGACUGGAACAAAACGCAGGAUCCCACUGUAAGCUUUGACUGUCACAUGUGUAAAGAUGCAGUGUCUUAUCGAGACACUCUUCACCAGCAAGUUCUGGGCUCCUCUGUUUUUCUGUUUGACUUUAACGAGAAGCAGGAACUCACUGAAAGACCCAGACAGUGUUUGCCAUAUGCUGUAGUUUCAUUUGUUCCUUCUAGCAGUGCCAUUCUGACUGUGCCUACAAACCUAGCACUCUCCGCUUCAGCGCUACCUGUUGGCCAAGUGCAUGACCGUUUUAAGGCAUGUCAUUUGCCAGAGAGAAAAGGAAGCACUGCCACCAUUAAGUUCAAUCACUUUGGUAUGUCGGGCUGCUGUGAGACACCUCAUUAUACACCUCAGAAACCAGAAGUAGAAGCUCCAUUUCAAAAGAGCGAUAUUAAAAACACUCAGUCAUUCAACCCAAAACAGCACUGGAUUGCUGCCAGUGAGGAAGCAGCUUCCAGCAGUUCAGGGCCAGUUAUGGAUAACACUGCCAUUUCUCAAAGCUUGCUGGGAAAGAAAUUAUUCCUGAGUAAUCACAAAAAGAGGAUUGCAAACAAUGACAAUACAUGGGACAUAGUACCUCAAAGUCCACUGGACAAAAUUUCUAGCUUGGUGUAUUCUUCACGCUUGGUUAGUGAUCCUCGUCUGUCUAGAAAGGAAGGAUAUAAACAGACCAACCACUCAGAGGCCAAGGUAGCAUACGCCGGAUCUGGGUGUGAUAAUAAGGAAUGCCAACCAACUGGUAAAAACCAAGAGGACAAUUAUGGAUUUGCUGGAAAUAAGUGUGAUUCAAAAGAGCCAACAAAGAAGGACACUCAAACAGAAACCUCAAGGAUUGACCAAUGUUCGCAUACCCUGACAUUGCCUUCAAUGAAGUUAUUCAAAAUGAAAUUCCAAAAAUAUGCUGCCUACUUUAGAAUGAAUGAGGAAGAGAGGCAUCUAAAAAUAUGGUCACAAGAAAACAUGUCAGCAGAGCAAAAGCAAGAAUUAGCUGACCGUAUACAUUUUUAUGAAGGUUAUUAUCAUAAGUAUAAAAACGGAUUGAUCUUUCAAAAUGUUGAUGAGACAAAGAAGAAGUCCAUCGUUUCUCAAAUAGAGCCCAAAGAAAAUCACAUUCUACAGACAAAAGACGACACGUACAAGCACGAUCAGUCCUAUGUGUGCCAAACAAGAAGUCAUAAUGCUGCAAGUUUGUCAGAUAACAGGGGUAAAUGUAGCACAACACCCAUUCAUGAGACCAGUCUUGUAAAUCAUGCAGAAUCUAGUGCAGUAAUGUUGCCAGAAAAGGGACAGGAUCAAGCACCAGAGACUAAGCAGGACCAUCCUGAUAGAUGUCUGGUUCACUCUCCAGAUAAACUCUCAGAGCAGUCAUUGGUGCUGACAUCAUCGAACCUAAACCUCACAGGGGAGAAAACUGAGACACAAAGUGUACAUCUUGAUCUCAGGCACCCAAGUCCUUUAAGUUGUCCCUCUAAUGAAGCAAAGCUUAAUCACAGCAUAGAACGUGAAAGUGAGCUCUCCAGAAGAGCAGUAGAGGAUCAGUCUACUCCAGGUGAUAACUUAGUUGAAAAGCUCAGCACUGGAUCAAGCCUUAUGUAUGCAAACAGCGUCAUGGAUAACACAGUCAUGGAUAACAACGUCAUGGAUAACACAGUCAUGGAUAACACAGUCAUGGAUAACAACGUCAUGGAUAACACAGUCAUGGAUAACACAGUCAUGGAUAUUGCAAGCUGUGUUGAAGUCUCUAGCUGUGGACCAUCAGACAACAGUGACCUCAGUCCUCCCAUGACAGUAAAGCAAAAAGAGGAUGGGAAAACUGGCAGCGAUGUUCAAGAGAUGGGUACUUUUAGAUGGAUAAAAUGUUGUGAAGACUCAUCUCCAGAGCUUGAUAUGGAAACAGUAAAGCGGGAUGACAGUACUCACUGCGAAUUGUACAAAAGAAUUCAACUUGAUCGACUAUUGCCAAGCAUGUUUGAAAAGCAUGUUUUUUCCUCAAGUACAGACAAAGAUAUGAGCGGACCUGCGGACAAUAUUUCCAAGCUAAAAAAUGAAAGCAAAGAUCACAGCGAAGCUGAAACAAACCUAAACAUCAAAGUUACUCUAAAAUCCAGCAAAACGUCUGAACAUACUACAGGAGUGCUUUCUCUCUCUGAGCGAUUUUCAAAAAUCAAAGGCCUUCAAAAGAAAUUGAUUGAAAGAAACAACAAAAUGAUUCAAAGCAGAAGCAGAGGACACAGAGAAACUGCAACUUGCAAUGCUGAACUAAUACAACUACUAGCUCAGAGGUACAGUAAAUCGAAACUGUAUGUAAAAUGCAACCACUUGAGCAGGCCGGGUUAUAAGAAGUCAUGCCUCAAAAAACAGCAUACAUUUCUAUCACUACGUCACUCUUUAAAGAGGAGCAAAUAUGUCAAGAAGACAUCCUUCUGGAAAGCAAAGAGGAAUCUUAGCAGAGCAACUGUGUCAGCUGAUGAAACAUUAAACAGCAAAGCAACACCAGACUCUUCAAACAGUCAGUCUGAAAUAGUCUUUACUGGACAUGAAGAUCAAGAUCCAGACUCUAAUUUAAGAAUAUCUCACACAUCUGAUGAUGGAAAAUCAUUACAUGUUCAGGCUUCUCAGGAGGCUACUGCCACUCUUCCUGAGACCAAACUGAUAGAGGAGCCAAUAAAUCCUACUGAAGAUCUCUAUAAAAAUGAUUCAGUCUGCACUGAGAAUGCUACCACACAUUUUACUCCAUAUCUAAUGCCAGUAAUAGUGGAUAAAGGAGAACAAGUGAAGACAACUGAAAACAUCUCCAAUCAAAGCCAAAUGUCCUUGAUCACAUGCAGUAGCAAAAAGCAAGGGCGUAAAGAGUGCGAAGAGGAGAAAAUGUUACCAAUUGUGACAUCAGAGACUGGACUGAAUCCGUUAAGAAAGGAGCAAUUCACAUUUAAAUUUAGAGUGGAUGACAAAGUAGAUGCUGAUUGUAAGGCAUCAGAAACACACAGUGAUGUGCCUGCAAGCAACACAACUCAUAAAACUGAGCUCAGGUCAAACGUGACUCCAGAAGCCAAGUUGAUGGAUGCUAUCAAUGCUACUGCUGAGACAGAAACUAUAAAAUGUAGUGAGCAAAAUGCAAAUAUGAAAAAUACUCCAAAUGUACGGUGUUUUGAAGAAACAGAACUCAUGUCUGCAUAUAUCCCACAUAUGAACCAAUCAUGUCUCAAAAUGUUUACCAACACAUCAAAUGUCCGCAGUGUUUGGAGUACUGAUUCUGAAGCAUUUGGAUACACAACAUUAGAUUCAGAGCAGUGUAGGUCAGAAGCUUUGAACUGUUCAUCUAAUAAUAUUGUAGAUCUUACUGUCGAUGAGCCAGCUUUGAGUGUCCAGUGUGAGAUUUCCUCAAAACGCACAAAGAAGAACAGCAACACCAGUUUGCUCGGUUCUGACAAAUCACAAAGUACUCCGACAAUCAGAGACGACUGUAAUUUAUCAAGGCCAGACCAAAAUAAAACCGAUGAGGUAAACUCACCAGAAACCCAGCUCAUUUCUAAACUGAGAGAUUAUUUGACCAAAUUUGAGUCCACUGUCAAGAAACAAGAGUCAGUGAAUGAAGAUCUUAAAGAAAGGCCAGUGAUGUGGAUAACGCUUGACAGCACUGCACAUAAGCAGCAAUUGUAUGAAAAAAGCCAGUACUGUAUGGUGAACGUUCCUUGCCUGAUGUCUCAUGGGGGUGAAACUGUUAAAAAAAACAAUUCAAGUGAAUACACCGAAGCCCCUGUUCAAGCUAGGAAGGUUCUUCGAAGGGAACAUGCUCGACAUGGAAGUGAUGUUUGCCUAUUAGUUCCUGUUGAACCUAAGAGAGGCAGACGAUCUUCUCAAACCAAACGAACCAGUAAGCAAAGAUCAAGGAGGAGCUCAGUACCUAGUGUCAGUCCUGACAGUACCAGUGCUAUAGACACCGUCAAAGGUAAUAGUCCACACCCUUUGCCCCCGGUGAAUGACCGGAGCGCUGUUUUCCCAGAAAUCUCCAUCAAUAACACCUUUAAUGCCCAGUUACAGAUGCAAAGAAAGCACACAACAGGCCAACAAAAUUCCUCUGUGAAUCUGAAUAGUAUAUACGAACGACAGAGUCAAGAGAAUCCAUCUUUGAACACUGUAAAUAUCAUUGAUGACGGCAAUGUGAGCAGUACAUUCGCUGACAAUAAAUACAGCAUCAGUGACAUUUCGAACACUCUUAAAAAAGCAGACCAGACAGUCUCAUUAACCGAACUUGGAUCUUUGCAGUCUAAAUGCAAAAGCAUGUUGCAGCAUUUUAUUUUAAGUUUUGAACAAGAUCAGCAAGUGUCAUUCAAUCAAUCGUUUGUCUCAAGGUGUCUCAUCUUAGAGCAAUAUUUGGACCAUCCGCCUGCACAAGUAGACCUGAAAUAUGAAGCUGUGAAUUCAUACUUGGAGUUGCAGAUGAUGAUGGAAGCUUGGCAGUUUGUAGAAAACAAAAUCAACUUUCUGAGCGGUAAACCCACGUUUAGGAGUUUGCUAUGGUAUGACCCUUCUCUUUAUGGAGAACUGUACAAAGGGGAGGUUGGCUUUCAGCAGCAGUCAUCAUUGUUUGCUUCUUUUCAAAAGAUCUUGGCACAAGAGGGCUACAGUAAACUGCAAGAAUACUACAGUGCGGUAUUCUCCUUGCACCAACAGCUCAAUGCAGCCCCUGAUGCAUCUUACUACAUGUAUCUGAAAAGUAAGCGUGAGAUCCUUGAGGCUGAGGCUGCACUCAGAAAUGCCCAUGACAUUAAAAGCUUCUUUUUAUCUGUACCAAUGUCUGCAAUGAUCAAUUUAGGAGACAGUUUGGAAAGACUGGAAAAGAUACACAAAGUGAUAAUGACUUUUGUGGAGACACCUUCGGAUCAGUUGCCAGGGACAUUUGAUGUGGGCAAAGCAGAGCAUCUUUCCAUCACAUGCAGAUAUCUCCAAGAAAAAGCUCUUUUCAUGAAGUCAUGCAAAGAUAUGAUUAGCAAAGUGUCAUGGUUUGGAAUCGAGCACCUUCUUUAUGAUGCCUCUAAGGUUCUAGUAUGGCAAGACAUGAAUCACGGUGCACCAAAUGAAGUUCUCAAGACAUAUAAGAAUUCAAACCCGCAGAUUAUUUUUGGGGUGACGGAGUCAGGUGUUACACUUGUAAACAAAGUGGAACAGCCCCCUCCAUCCAUAAAUGGAGCAGAGAUUUCAACGAAAAAAAAGAGUGAUGCUGCUCGGAAACGCAAGAGUUCACAGUUAUGGACGUCCUCUCAACCCAGUGUUGCACAGAGUGUAAAGGCUGAUAAGGAUGUGGCUUAUAAAAUGGCUAAAAGGAGGCCAUCUCUUUCACCCCUAACGCAAUGCAAUGGUGUGAAAUCCCCUUUCCAAUCAACUUCUUCAAGCCGUGUUGAGAUCCCGACCCCUUACUACGCUCUUCCUCACGGAGUGGAUCCGGGGCAUUGGGGAAUGGUUGGAAGCACUGCUGCUGACUGGAAUGCCUCGAACUUCCCACCUAACCUCCCCCCUUCACCUUCCACAUCUCAUGCUAAUUCUCUUCAUUUGUCUAAUAGAUGGGCGACUUCAUCACAUUCUGAUGACAGGAGAUCUUUAGCAGACAUACAAAGACCUCAACAGCCUUCAGUCUCUGCUCCCCAAGCAACUUUACGAGGAGAUUCUUGUGUCUCACGUCUUGCACCACAUUGUCCUGUGCUCUCACAAGAACAAGUAAACCAUUUCAAUUUAUCCAUGACACAACCUUAUAGUUUACCAAAUUGCCCUUCGGAUGCAAAUUUGAUCCCUACGCCUCUCUCGGUUCAGGCUUUGACACAUGUCCCUAUGCCCAGCGCCAUUACAGCAAUUCAUUACCCCUACUUCCUUCUGAAUGGACAAACAUACACCACAGACUCCAAUGCAGCCAUUCACCCUAAUACUAGAUAUUACCCUAACACCAUUUAGGGCUAAUGUACUAUGAGCUAUGAAAUGGAAUCACAUGUGAGUCAGUUUUAUUUAGUGAAAUGAAGUUAAGUGAAGUGAUGUGUGGCCAACUAUGGUGACCCAUAUUCGGAAUUUGUGCUCACACACAUUAUAAACACACACACACACACGCACACACACACACACACACUCACACACACUCCCAGGGCAUUGGGCAGUGAAUACAGCUGAAUUAUAUCACAGAACUAGUUUAACAUCUUAAAACUGAUUCAUAAAUGUAGUUGGUGCUUUUAAGCAAAUGUACUUUAAUGUGAAGUAAAUGUAUAUAUGAUAUAACAUACAUUUUCUGAUAAAACCUUCCAUUUACUGUAAAUAACAAUGUUUUAUACAAUGACUUGAUGUUCAGUUACUUUAUUUUAGUAUUUAUUGCAAUUGAAUUUGUUUUCUACAAGUUAAUAUCAAUAAAUAAAUGAUUUGGUGUAAAACGUCCUAAAUCAGUUGUG